Penaeus chinensis is the source of this 4912-nucleotide messenger RNA. RefSeq names its product serine/arginine repetitive matrix protein 1-like. Lineage: Eukaryota; Metazoa; Arthropoda; Malacostraca; Decapoda; Penaeidae. The record is from RefSeq and is a predicted model, not a curated record. The transcript is spliced from 8 exons. The coding region runs from base 156 to 1919 and encodes 587 amino acids.
GAUUGGCUAAGAGCAGCGCCUGCCGCCUUGCGAUUGGUCCGCUGUCAAAGUUGGCGUUCCGAGUGAGCGGGAGGAGGAGGAGAACUCUCAGGCGCCGAGUCGAAGCUGAUGUCAAGUUCGCCUUACUUCUUGUGCCUUAAUUUGAGACAAACAUAAUGACUGUUUCGCCUCGCAAAAAGUCGCUAGUCGUUGGCAGACUGCGGCCAUCCACAAAGUCUGCAAAAGAGUCUCCACCACAGGAUGAGUGGUUGGCUGCAGAGAGUUUCCAAUUCACAGAUUCCCCAUCCUUAAAUAGGAAGGCAGCAAACAGGAGAUCAGGAAGGUCAACUGGUACUUCAAAAAAUGUAACACAGCAGAAGAGGCGUCAGAGUGUGCUGCUAAAGAGAUUAGAUUUACCUCCUGAUGUAGUAAGCACAUCACCAAAUGUGCGACGAACAAGGAGACAGUCCAUGGGACACCUCCCCAGAAAGAAAGAGGUUUUGCAAGAAUCCACAAAAACCUCAAAGCUACCACGAGCAGUAUCGGAGAAAACUGUGAAAAAUAAAGCCUCCCAUUCCAAAUUACCACUACCUACAAAGAAAGAGAGCACAAAAACUGUGAAAGCUGAAGACAAGCAGGCAACGAAGACAGAAUCAGAAUCCAACGUGAUCAUUUCCCCCAAAAAUUUCUAUACCUCUCCAGAGAAGAAGUCCAAAGUUGUGCGGCGUAAAUCUUUUGGAAUGGCAGCCCUGGAAGAGAAUAUAAUCACAGAGACCAGAGCAAAGAGGAAAACAGAAGUGACUGCUUCUGUGAAGAAGACAGAGGAACCCCAGAACAAGAAGAGAAGAGGAAAAUCAUCUGUAUCCAACUUGGACGCCACCUCAGCAAGUCCACCUGCGGCAAAGGCAAAGAAGGCUAAGAAAUCAGAUGAAGCAGAAUCAGACACGAGCUCUUCUCCUGCACAUUUAAGAUCUCAAAAGUCCCCCUCGGCCAAGAAAUCGAAGAAGGCCGAACCGAAAAGUCCAUCCCCGGCCCCAAAGAAAGUUGAGUCACCUACUCCUUCGUCUGCCUCAAAGAAAUCCAAGCAAACAAAACUGGUAUCAUCAUCUAUCAAAAAGACAAAGAAGUCAAACACACCUACGACUUUUGUGCCCAAGACUCCAAAUAGACUGGGUAAUAUAACGCCAACUCGGUCACCGAAGGUUAGGCUUACCAGGUCUGUGGCAAGGAGCUCACAGCGAGUGCGACUUGUUGGAGUAAGCCCAUCACCAUCAACUACAGCUUUCAGAAAGACACCAAAGUCUAGCAAAAAAGAAGUUACCAUCUCUACAGAUAACUUGGGAUCAUCUCCUGCACUGUCUGCACGAUUGCAGCUGCAACUCAUGCGAUGCAAUUCACCAAUGAAGGAGAAGUAUAAGGCUUCUAGUACAAAAGUCAAGCCAUUCACUCCAAAACCAGAUCCUCCUCCCCGAAGCUUACUGAAGCAAAACAUGAAGAAGAAGGUGGCUAAAAAUAUAAAAGCCACAACUAAGGUUGAAGUACACAGACUGAUGGAUCCAGAAAUUAGCACCAAAACGAAGAUAACUAAAAAGGAAGAACAGAUAUUCAUUCCAGAUACACCAGUUUCAGUAACCAACCUUCCCCCAACACCGAAGUCUUCACGCAAAAGUCUUAGUUCUUCAGUUUCCAGAAGGGCUGCCCUCCGUACUACUGCUGAGAUUGUGCCAUGCCCUCACCUAUCAUCUCCAGAAACUCCACGAAGUAGCACACCAAUUGAUAAGGACGACAAGUUAGAUGACCUUGCUGUCGACCCAACGAUUUCAACCUUCAGCCAAGAAGAGGAAGAAGUAUCUGUUGUAGACUCUGCUAAAGAGGAGGAAGUUUCUGAGACUGAAGAGUCACCAGAAAAGACAAAACGAAGUUAUUGUACUCUUAUGUAAUCAGACAUACUGCUUUGUUACAAGUUUAAAAGCUUACUACUGGAUAGUAUGCUGCAGUGGAAAUAAUAUUGAUGGCACUUCAUUUUGCUUAAGUUUUUAUAGAUUCAAAUAUUCUAUUUUUUUAAUGACAUAUCUUUUCCACUUUGUAUUUGUUUUAGACAUUUAUGUCAAGAUUGAGAAAUUCAAAUUUCUCAUUUAUGAAUGUGGACUUGAUCAAUAGGCUUUGGUUUUAUCAUAAGCUUAUAUUUGAUUUUAGAUACCUAUCUCAUGUUGAUAGUUUUUGCAUUAUUAAGGUCUUCAUAUGUUACAUUUUUAGGAGAUAAAUUUUCAUAUUUUGAUUUUUUAGAAAAGUAGAGCAAACUGACAUUUGUAGCCUAAGAUUGUACAUUUAUUAAAACGUACAAAAUGUGUUGCCUUUGAACAACUGUUAUAUACAAGCAGGUUGUCUGCAAUAAAUGCCUUUGCAUAUAUUUGGAAAUAUGUCAGACAUUAUAUUUAAACCUAAAAUGUACCUGAAAAUCCUGUAAUUGUAUAUAGCAUUUAUAUACUGCCUGAUCAGUAAUUUUGAAUUAUUGAUAUUCCAUUGAUGACUGUAGUUUGUAAGGAAAUAAAUGUGUACAUAGAAAAAAAAAAAAAAAGCAAACUUUUACAACCCUGCACUAAUAUAAACAAAUGCAAUAUUAAUUGACUUAUCAUACAAUGGAGACUGAGGUCCACAGUUGGGGAUCUCCCCUAUUUUGGGCCUCAGCACUCAGCUCAACCAAUUCUGCAGUCUUUUCUUCCCCUUUCCUUUUCCUACUUUUCUCUGGCCCCUUCUUCUGUCCACUUCUUAAGAUAUGAGAGCUAUGUUAAAAGGACAAAAGGCAGGCUUUGGGUCUGUCCUGAACAGCCACAGAAAGCCAUGGACCAAGUCUUCCCUAUUUCACUAUCUAGCCCGAAGCCUGCCUUUUGUCCCUCAUGAAGAACCAGAGGGGUGAAUUAUUUCUCUUUCUCACUCCAGACUUACAAUGACCAAUAAUGAUUUUGUAUCUUUAUUAGAGGCAUUGAGGCUUGCUCUGCUGACAUUAUUUUUUCCAGUUCCUCAACCUCUGGCUCUCCUGUGAUCACUAUGAACAAUGCUCUUGCUAUCCCCUCCUUGAUACCUUUUGUCACCUUAGUCCAUUCAAAGACAGGUUAUUACCCAACCUCAAGAAAACAUUCCUUCCUUUCUCCCAACAUCAUCCACUCCAUCUCAUCCUACUUCAUUCAUACUCAUCUUAUCUUCAUUUUCAACAAAUUCCUUCCAUAUUACUACUCUUCUUCCACUCCUGUCCUCCCUGCAGUACUAUCUCACUCCACACCUCUCCCUCUUCCUCCUAUCCUUGUCCUUCAACUACUUGCACUAGUCUUUUUGAAGCCCCCUGGUAAGUGGGAUCAUUUUUUUUGUGAUUUGCCCUACCACCCCUUACUCUGACAGUAUCCUGUUCCAACAUUGUCUCCAAAAUCAAGUAGGCAAAGUUUCGUUAUGCAGCCUUCCUGAUCAUCCACAUCGUCACAGUUCCAUCCUAAUCCCAAGCUCAUACUCUAUCUUUUCUGACUGACCUUACUGGCAAAAUCUAUUCCUGCUAAGCCUUAUUUCUUCCUUAAUAUUUGUACCAGAACUGUUUCCUCCACUUUGGUUGAUUGCCCUGUCUGCCAGGGAUUGGUCAGACUGAAAAUGACCUGCUUGCCAGCCUAAUUGAUUGAUGAUGUAUCAGCACACUAUUCCUCCCAGAGGCUGCCAAAAGUCCACCAAUAUUGCCAUGAUUACUCUCCAUAAACUUCACCUCCCCCAGGACCUUUGAUGUCUAUCACAUUUACUUUGCUUUGUAACUAUUAACAAUUAACUUCAUAUCUCAGUGUAUUUCCAGUAUAAAAUGCUUUAUAUGAUCCUGCCACUAAGCAAAACCCCAAUUCAAGGUUUGAAUGUAAAGCCGUCUACGAAAUGGGUAGAUUGUCAAGGUAUACCCACAACUCUUGUUCUCAAAGCCCAGUGGAGGAGUAACCAAAUGUGACUGGCAGUAAAAAAUACUACUAGUAGGUAUUUGAGUGUAGUAUAAUCACUGUCUGGCAAUUUUGCUUGAACAUGGGCCUGUCAAAGUUACUUGAUGUUGAACUUUGCUGCUCCUGCUUGGUGAGCUUAUGAGUAGUUAUUUAGCCACAGCUGAUGGAAAUCCUGAAAUUAUGCAGGUAUUCUUGCUAAAAAAUCAUCAAAUGUCUUUCAAAAGUCUAAACAUGAUCCUGUACACUGACUGAUGAUCUUAUAAUCCCUAUUGCAAAAUUGGAAAGUAUACACAUCCAGAAUACAUUGUCUCCGUUGAAUGAAACCAUAUAUUCUACCAAGUCAUGAUGUGUUUAUGCUCAUUCCUAUUGCAAAAUUGGAAAGUAUACACAUCCAGAAUACAUUGUCUCCGUUGAAUGAAACCAUAUAUUCUACCAAGUCAUGAUGUGUUUAUGCUCAUUCUGCAGUCUAUGAUUCUGUUACACUUGAAGCAUAGUGAAAGAAGUCUACUGGUACCUACUGCUUAGGGCACAAGACAGACAAACUCUUUUAUCAGGAGUGUUCUCUUAUUUAUUUGUUUCUAACUAUUUUCUUUCCUUUAAAUAUUUUCAAAUUUAGUUUUGUUCAGUUAACUAAAAUUGAGUGCUCUUGAGUUGGUAGGGGGGACUCACCUCUUAAAUAUUUCUUUUUCAUUUUUGAUGGGCAGCAAACCACAAUGUUGCUAUAUACAUAUAAAAAUCAGCUAAUUAUGAUAGAUUUAACCUGAUCUACAAAAAGUGUAUUACAAUAAAAAAAAGUUACAGGAUACCAAAAACAUAGACCCUGAAAGGGAGAACAAACAGUUCAUUCUGACAAAUGCAAUAAAAGGUAUAAAUGGGGAUGAAUAACUUUGCAAUGCAAGAGAUGCAACUACAUGUAAUUUUUUCCUUUGAUCUAGAAUGAAUAUACUGAUAUAAAUUUGUACAUAAACUUG